Messenger RNA from Ceratina calcarata, 7690 nucleotides. Its product is annotated as dipeptidase 1. Gene Ontology annotation, biological process: proteolysis. NCBI's taxonomy places the organism in Eukaryota, Metazoa, Arthropoda, Insecta, Hymenoptera, Apidae. The transcript has 13 exons. Gene Ontology annotation, molecular function: metallodipeptidase activity. The record is from RefSeq and is a predicted model, not a curated record. Bases 624 to 2537 code for a protein of 637 amino acids.
UUUUUCCGCCGUCUUGUUUUCCCAUUCAGUGUCAUCGCCACGCGUGAAUACCUGCCCGCGUCAGGUGUACUCUGUGCUUCGCAUUCUCAUCUACGUUAAUCUAUCUCCGCGCCGAGUCAGCGGUGUCAUUCGAACUCUGAGCCUGAGUCACGAUUUAGGUGUAGAUUUUAUUCUGGGAGAAAAGUCGUUCGGCGAAAUGAACAGAUUAGUUUUCGAGGGGAUUAACGCCGUUGUUCCUCCAGAUGGAGAACGUUUGUGAGAAGUCGGGGGUAGAGAGUAAAAUGGAAACGCGUGGCUCUGUGGGAAACUCGCCAGGUGUCUUCGAAAGUUGCCGAGUACGACGGAGACUAACGAGCUUCCUCGCUCUGACCAAUUUUCAAAUACCCCUAAUCCAAAGUGUUUAGGAGGCUCUCUUGAUUUUAUGGUCCGCCCUAGGCCCGGGCUAGUAGGGAUUCGGCGCGGCGGGUGCACGCGGAGGCGAGGAGGAAAGUGACGAUGGACCCGAAGCGCGGAGAGCGGCUCGCGAGAAAGACGUGGUAUCGCUUAGCGCCGAUCGUGCACGCGUACGCGACGAUGCAGUGAUCUUGGUGACCGAGAGCAGUGGUGAUCGACGGGUGGACACGAUGCAUCACUCCGGCGGUACCGGUUACGGGACCGGGCCCCAGGAGCGGGUGCACCAGGCCCCGCGAACCGCCGUCGGCCAACCUGACAAGUGUCCCUACGAGACCUACCAAGCGCAAAUACCGGACUGCUGCGCGGCCGCGGCCGCGGUCCAGGAUCCGUACCCAAGACCGCCGAGCGGAUACGACGGCAGGUGCUACGACGAGUGUCAUCGCAGGACUCCCUAUCAAGAUGACACCUAUACCCAGGAUGUACCUCCGAGCUUCCAUCGGCCCCAGUCCAGGCUGGGAUACGAGGAGCGUCCCCAAUCUCGCGUGGGAUAUACCUCGGAUUCCAGGUGCGCGAGCGGACUCGGGUACGACGACACCGGCGGCGGGUACCUGGAUCAGAGUGACCCGAGAAUGUAUUGCACGAGCGGUUACUGCAUGGGGGAUACCAUGAUGGCCGCGAGCAGAGGUGUCUGCGGCGAGGAGGUCGAGCUAGAUAUGCGGAGGCACAUCCAGGCGUGCGCCUGCACCUGCAACCACAUGGGCUACGGGAACUACAUGGACUAUCAGACGACGUGCCUAACAGAACUGCCAGACGUGGCACCGUGCAACGGCACAGUGCGACUGCCACCGCCCUGCGAGGAUUCACCGAGCAGCGGCAGCAGCAAAGACCGCAGGGAAGAGAGUCCUCGAAGGAGGUGUCGAGUACUGGCGCCCAUCUUGCUUCUAGUGGCGGCUCUACUUCUCGGGGGGCUUUGUCUACCGUUGCUACUACAAACCGCGCCUGUCACGCAUCAGCAGAGGCUGGACGUGAUCAGGAGGAUCCUCACUGAAGUGCCUCUGAUCGAUGGGCACAACGAUUUGCCCUGGAACGUCAGAAAGUUCGUACACAAUCAACUCGGCGAGGUCAAUCUGAGCAGCGAUCUGGGCAGGGUUGAUCCUUGGGCCAGAUCGGACUGGAGCCACACAGACAUUCCUAGAUUACGUGCCGGCCUCGUCGGCGCACAGUUUUGGUCCGCCUACGUUCCAUGCGGCGCGGCGCAGCUGAAUGCAGUUCAACUUUCCUUGGAGCAGAUCGACGUGAUCCGCCGGCUCGCCGAGAUGAAUGCUCAACAUUUAACUUUGGUUACCUCCGUCAAAGGUCUUAUCGAGGCGCAUCGAGAAGGCAAAAUCGCGAGUCUUAUAGGGGUCGAAGGUGGUCAUUCCCUAGGGAAUUCCUUGGGUGUUCUCAGGACAUUUUACGGCCUGGGCGCGAGAUACCUUACCCUAACGCAUGCUUGCGAUACUUCCUGGGCAGUCUGUUCUGUUGGCGAGACGAACAGUACCCAGGACACAACGCCAGGCCUCAGUGAGUUCGGAAAGGCAGUUGUCAGGGAACUAAACAGACUGGGAAUGCUAGUGGACCUCUCUCAUGUCUCGACAAGGACCAUGAGGGCUGCCUUGCAGACGACGAGGGCACCGGUGAUUUUCUCUCACAGCGCUGCCAGGGCACUCUGCAAUUCCACUAGAAACGUGCCAGACGACGUGCUUAGAAAUCUGGCUAAAAACGGCGGCGUGGCAAUGGUUCCGUUUUAUACAUACUUCAUAACGUGCAACAGUACAGCCACCAUAAAAGACGUUAUUGCGCACAUCAAUCACAUUCGGAAGGUGGCGGGGAUCGAUCACGUCGGAAUAGGAGCUGGCUUCGACGGGAUAAAUUUCACUCCCACCGGGCUGGAGGAUGUUUCGAGGUAUCCACAACUGUUAGCUACUCUGCUCGAGGAUCCGACGUGGACCGAGGAGGACAUUAAGAAAUUAGCUGGCCUGAAUCUGCUGAGGGUGUUCGCGAAAGUUGAGCAGGUGCGCGACGAAUGGCACAGAGCAGCAGUUUUGCCGGUGGAAAAGAUCAGUCCGCCCGACAAUUCUGCCUGCGUCUACGGAGCGUCUUGAUCUUCUCUGAGGACAUUCACAGCAGGAUUCCUCGAUUUUCUACGAUCGCCGAAGAUUCGACACGUCUCAUGGAACUAUAGGGCCCUGUAAACGUGCGGACUGGAUUCAGCUGAGAGAUCGUUUACCCCUGACAACAUCUUUUCGAGUUCUCCUGGGUAAAGCACGAUCACGCCUUAUGAGAAGAUGAAAAAUUGAGCGAGAACGUACGAUCCACACAUCUGCGAAAACUGAUAAGGCCGGAGGCCGUAUGUGCCGAACGAUCAUCUUCAGGACAAGUUCAAUUUCCUUCGCCACUCUUUCGUCUCCUCCGCGAAACCUCAUGAAUUUUGCGAUCGCGCUUUCUUGCGUUUGCUGAUUCUCACGGUAACACCUUUGCUACCCGCUGCCAUUCAGAACAGACACACGUAUAAUACAAGUCUACGCCAAUUAAUUUGCUGCUAUUUCAACAGCUGGAUACGUCCGUCCAUAUUUUCUAGCAACGGUAGAAUCGUUCAACACUCCUUUCGUUAUUUCCAUUCUAUUGAUUGCUCCUACGACAUAUUUCUGCCAACGAGAUUUAGUUGUGAAUCUUUCGCGAAACUCGAAAUGUACGGGAACACGAACGUUUUAUUAUAAUUAUAAAUUGACAUUUAUAUUCGCUUGUAUAUUACAUAGAAAUCUGAACUCGUUUUGAAGAUCCAUAGAUGAAUAUUCGUAAACGUAAGAAAAAGCGUUCCUGAAUGAAUAACUUAUAAUGAUGCGGACAAUCGAGGCGGCCAAGAAUGCUUGCUGAAGAGAGUUUAUUUCGGGCGAGAGAAUAUCCGUAAAAGAGAACGUUAUCCCGAUACAAUCCUGGCGGAGAACAACAUUUUUUCGAUACUUCUACCUUGGAUUAAUUAUGUAAGAUCGAAAGCGAUCGAUGCUAGGUAGCACGCGUUCAAAUGUUAAUCAGAGUUAGCGAUUUAUUAAUUACAAUACUAACACUCGAACGAGUUCUAUUUUCUCAUUUUUAACUGCAUGAGUUAUUCUCGAAAUAGUGGAACAAAUUAACGGAAGAUAAUUAUUAUAAGAUAGAUGAAUUUCUCAAUUAGGGGAUUCCUCUACGAUUAGAUUUCUAGCAGAUAAUAUCUCGUUAUUCCUACUUUUAUAUUACGUAAAAGGUAUUAAGAUUGUGUCUUGCGAUCAUUUGAAUGCUUGCUCCGAGACAGUGUCGAGUUAACAAGUGCGCUUAAGACCAAGGAAUUAAACUAAAGGAAAAGAACAAAAAAAAAGAGAAAAAAACUAGGAAACUAUUGAGAAAUGAAAUUUUUUUAUUAAUUUUGUUUUUAGAUUUUCGAAACCGAUACCAUACAUGCACAAGCCAGUAUUCGCUUGCGUUCGAUUGUUUCGAGCUGUUUAGAGUUUCUACAUUUGCAAACGACAGGAUUUUAUCGUAUACGCGCGUAGAGCUUACCGCCAAGACCAUUAAGAAUAAAGACUUUCGUCACCUAUCGACUGUUUCCAACCUUCGACUGAUUCCGACAUCCUUGAUACUGUUCUUAUAGCGUUUAUUAUAACGAGGCUUCUAUUGUAUACGCAUGCAUGACGCAAUUAUUUCACGCCGCGGCUUGUUCAUUUCUAAGCGAAACACCUUAUUAGGACUGCGUAUUUCCGGAUAUAUUUGAUAACAUUCGAAUCUCUAACUGUUAAUCAACCUGCAAUUACUUAAAAAGUGAUGAGUAGAAAAAAUUAAAUGACAUUUACUGUAGGAACUAUUUUAAAAAAGCAUCCAAACUGAAAUGUCUAAGUUAAGACUCAUUUUCAUUCAAUUGGUAAAUAAUUCGUUGCGUGUUUAAGAAUGGAUAUUUGAUUGUUAUCAAAUUUAUGACGCAAGAAAUCAGUGAAAAUCCGGAUAAAAUUGGCAGGUCUAUUUAUUGCGCUCACCAACGUUGAACACUGCCAAGCCACUUUAUACUGGAUCUUUACGACACGGGAAACUUGUAAUUGCCAAAAUCCCUUUUCGAUGUAGUAGUCGAGACGUAGCAAUAAACUUUUUAGUCGAUAAAUCAUUAAAAGUGAAAAAAAAAAAAAAAGAGAAAAAUGAGGCCGAGGAACUCGAGGACGUGAACACGUAGGGAAUACUUCUACAUAUCUAGAAAAGGGAACCGUUUUGGAACGUAACUUAAAUUAGGCGAUGAGCAAGUACUGAGAAAUUUCAUCCGGUUUGCCAAUCGCUCUCGGACGUUGUCCUAAAUGAUCCUAAUCGAAUGCGUGUGCACGUGAACAGACGCGAUGAGUCGUGUGCCAAAUGCGAACGAGAGGAGAGCGGAGAGAACGGGAAACCGCGUUGUAAAAUUGGCGAAUAAUAUCGGAUCAAUUACUAUAUUGCGAACACUGUACAUAUUACGAGAUAUCGUGCUCGCGUCGCGUCAAACACCGACACCGAUUUCUCUAGCGUUUAAACCCGGCGAGGAGGAGGAUAUAGUUCUUGCAAGCGUCUUUGUUUUUUCGUAAGGGACGUUUUUCCAUUUCGACUUUGUAAUACCACGAGGAUAAGUAUCAAUGAGUAGAUAGCGGCGAGGGACGCUCGGACGUAGAAUUUACGGUAAAACGUGAACAAACGAAAACUGCGAACGAUUCCGAGAUCUAGCGUAGACUGUCCUAGCUUGUACGAACAUUUCGACUUUUCUUACUUUUUUCCGGCGUGGGGAACGCGUGCGAGAAAUUUUUAGGUACCUGUAAUUAACGCUGUUAACGACUAUACAUAUAUAUAUUAUAUACAUAUAUUAUAUUAAAACAAAGAAAAAAAAAAGAAACCAAGGCGCCUUCGACGACUCGCGAAACACCAUUCAGCGAACUUUCGGUAGAAGAUUAUCACUUGGAAAGGAUUAACAAGAAUCCGGACGUUAAAUCGGUACCCCGCGAUGAUCGACGGACAUCGUCGCCAGGUUCCGGUUCAAACAGCGGACGACUGUUAAUAAUUUUUCACAGUGCGGAAGGUCUCGAACACGAUCGUUAGCGGAAGCUUUUUUCCUCGAGGUAAACAACACGAAAGAAAAUAUGUAUUGCUUGCGUUUUCCUUCGACGUUGGCAAGAAUUAACAAUUUCGCAGAUCGACAGAAUUUAUUGUCUACGGUAAAUGAGAGUAACAUUAGCGAGACAGCGCAGGAUCCUGUUGAAUGAAUUUUUAGCAGCAAUAACACUGAUAACCGCCACGUAGUGAACGAUUAAGUAGUGUGAAAGACCAAUAGAACGAUAUUUCACGAUUUCUAAUUCGUAAAGAGUAAGUCUAGCACGUUAAAAUAUCGAUUGGAUCGAUCUCUACAGAAAUAAUUCACGUCUGAACGUUAACAAAAAGGGGUUCAUGCUUGAUUCGGUUCAGACAACAGACGCUUGCGUUCUUGAGUUUCAUUUACUGGAGGAAACACAGUUUUCAGUUGUUUUAACUUUUGCACACAACGGACGGGAUUUCUCAGACGAUCGAUUCAAUAGCAGUAUAUUGCUCAAUUCAGUACCAUUGAUACAUACACGGAAACGGAAACAAGACUCACUCUUGUGUUUAACGAUAGCGUUAAAACCACACGGCUCAUAGAAUUACUCACGUGUAGACAAAAUGAUACCGUUUCUAGUUUCGUAUAGCCACAACGGUGUAUUCUUUAUACAUAUAAAGAAGUAACGGGAAAAAAGGGGAAAGGAAAAUCGUUUCUCCCUCGGGAAAAAAAUAGCGUACCGGGGAUGGGUCUCGAAGCCGCAUCAGAUGUUAUGAGAUGCCGAAAACUGAAGGAGAUAUUUCGAAUCGACUCGUGAGGAGGAAACUCUAGAUAAUCAUUUUCAGAAUGCAUGAAUUUCGAGUGCGAGUGGAGCAAUGAAUACGAUUGAUCGGGUGCAGAAUUACCAAAUGUCAAAAGACUUUCGAGCAUCGUCAAGAAAAUGAAUUUAACAGGAAUAAUUUAAAUUCUGUCAUUUUUAUGUGAAACUCUCUAUUUUAAACGAACAUGUCUGUUUCGUCGUCGUUCAUGUUCUUGAGAGGCUCGAGGCUCUGGAAGCGAAAUCAUUUGAACGUGUUCAUUUUUUAUGAAUCGUGUAGCGAAACGAUCGAGCACGCAUGCAUAGAUGAACCUUCUUUAUCCGAAUCGAUCUAGCAAGAAAAACAGAGGCCAAAUUUUGUUUUUGUAAAGGGCGAAAGUAAAAGUGUUUGAGCGAUAAAAUACGAGCGGUUGUACGUAUGACUGUUCACGAGGAGGAGAGUACGGAAACCUUAGAGAUAAAUCUUAACGUACAUAACAUAAACAACACGCAACUGCCUAGAGAAACUUGGAUUAAUAAUAUUAUAAACUUACUAUAUUAUAUACAAUUACAACCGACAUGUCCAAACGCACAAAAGGGCAAGUUUGGCAAGAUUGAGACACGCGCAUGUAAAUAGGAUAUAUCGACGUGUAAUCCACAUGUAUAUAGGAGGGGAUCGUGGGAGUGUGACAGUUUUACGAAAUUGAAACCCGAGAUAAAAAGCGGGAAUCGUUGUUGUCUGAUCGUGGCUACAAUUUUUCACUUUAUUCCUUUACUAUAUAUCACUUCUGACUAUCCGUGAAAAAACGAAAAAUUUCGUAGCCAAUAUAUCGAAGGAAUAAAUGACCGAAGCUGUUGGAUUUCGUAUUUCUCACAAACAAAAAUAAUAUAUCUCAUUUCCCAAUUCAAUUAAUUUUUUUUUCAAAUUGUUUGAAAAAUUGAUAAAUUGCAUUUAAAUCGUUCAGAGUAUAUGCUUAGAUAUAUUUAGAAUUUAGAUGAUAAAAUGAAUACUCCCAACAUUUAGUACUUUAAUUUUUGAAAUAUCCCAAAAUUGGGGAAAUACAAUUAGCGACACUUCGACCAUUUGUUUCUUCUAAUUAUCAUAAUGUCGAACGCUCGAGACGAAGAGUGUAAAAUUCAAUAGUUAACAAUCUUUUAUUACAAUCCUAAAAAUAUUUCUUCUGUUUUAUUUAUAAUAAAUUAUUAGUGUCAAUAUUUUAGAUCUGUUUCACCUAUUAAUAAAACAUCUUGCUUUUAUCAAUAUCCUUCAAUUUAAUUAAUCUAUUUCUAUGUAUUCUAUAGUUAAUUUUAAACAAUUGGAUGGAGACGAAUUUUCUCGAGCUGUUCGUAAGCACUGCACGCGGAAACCUUUUUAGAUGAAUUUAAACUAAUGAACGAGAAUUUACGAG